CACCGUCAGAUCUCCAUCAUAAAAAUCAUUUCCCUCAUCCCCUCGCCUCUCAUGACUGUAUAGCGAUUAGCGAAGAGCUCUCCACUUUCACCUCAUUUUCCUCCGUUCAAUUCCUCCCUUCCGUCCGCUCUUUCAUAUCCCGUCCCAUUCCAGACCGCCGGAAUCAUCGCCGGCCGCCUCCGUCGUCAUGCAGGCACCCAUUAGGGGCAUCCUUUCGAUGCAGAGAGCAGCCAGAUUGGCUCAUCAUCAAGCUAACAGGCUCCCUCUAGCCUUGAGAUCUUUCAGCACACAAGCUGCAAGCAAUGCCAGCACACCGCAGCCACCUUCACCUCCGCCGCCACCACCUCCCGAGAAGACCCAUUUUGGUGGCAUGAGUGAUGAGGAUCGCAUCUUCACCAACUUGUAUGGACUCCAUGACCCAUUCCUCAAAGGUGCAAUGAAAAGAGGUGACUGGUACAGAACCAAGGACUUGGUCCUGAAGGGCACCGAUUGGAUAGUCAACGAAGUCAAGAAAUCCGGCCUCCGAGGUCGUGGUGGGGCUGGUUUCCCCUCAGGACUCAAAUGGUCAUUCAUGCCCAAAGUCUCUGACGGACGCCCUUCCUAUCUGGUAGUCAAUGCCGAUGAAAGUGAACCGGGAACUUGCAAGGACAGAGAAAUCAUGCGUCAUGAUCCCCACAAGUUGCUUGAGGGCUGCUUGAUUGCUGGUGUAGGAAUGAGAGCCCGUGCUGCAUACAUCUACAUCAGGGGUGAAUACGUAAACGAGCGUAACAACCUGGAAAUUGCAAGGAAAGAAGCCUAUGCUGCUGGACUCCUCGGCAAAAAUGCCUGUGGAACAGGUUACGACUUCGAUGUCCAUAUCCACUAUGGGGCUGGUGCUUACAUUUGUGGAGAAGAAACUGCUCUUCUAGAAAGCCUCGAGGGGAAGCAAGGAAAGCCAAGGUUGAAGCCGCCUUUCCCUGCCAAUGCAGGACUCUACGGAUGCCCUACUACAGUGACAAAUGUAGAGACAAUCGCUGUCUCUCCCACUAUUCUGCGACGUGGGCCUGAGUGGUUUGCUAGUUUCGGAAGGAAGAACAACUCGGGAACAAAGCUGUUCUGUGUCUCGGGCCACGUUAACAAGCCCUGCACAGUUGAAGAAGAGAUGAGUAUACCCUUGAAGGAGCUCAUCGAACGACACUGUGGUGGGGUCCGUGGUGGAUGGGACAACUUGCUUGCUGUUAUCCCGGGUGGGUCUUCUGUCCCGUUGUUGCCGAAGCACAUAUGUGAUGACGUGUUGAUGGAUUAUGAUGCGUUGAAGGCUGUGACAUCGGGGUUAGGAACGGCAGCUGUGAUAGUGAUGGAUAAGUCUACCGAUGUCGUUGAUGCGAUUGCUAGGCUGUCGUACUUCUACAAGCACGAGAGCUGUGGGCAGUGUACUCCAUGUAGGGAAGGGACAGGGUGGCUAUGGAUGAUUAUGGAGAGGAUGAAAGUUGGAGAUGCGAAAUUGGAAGAGAUCGAUAUGCUUCAGGAGGUGACGAAGCAGAUUGAAGGGCAUACUAUCUGUGCUCUUGGUGAUGCUGCUGCUUGGCCUGUGCAAGGACUAAUUAGACAUUUCAGGCCAGAGCUGGAAAGGAGGAUCAGGGAGCGUGCUGAUAGAGAGUUGCUGCAGGCUACUGCUUAAAGUUCUGAUCAAGGGAAGUUUGCUUGCGAGGGGGAGUUGAUGAUCGUUGAAUAAAUAUCGUACCAACUACAACAAGAAUAUUUUUCAGGUGGUGUAUUGUCGACUGCGGGAGCAGGCAGUCGUUUAGUUGUAGUAUUUUUUUCUGGAUUUGAAAGCAACUGUACGAAUUAUGAGUGAUUUCACAGUCCUGAGGGAGACUUUGCACAUUAUUUGUAUGCUGAAGGGGGGAUAUAUCUUGUUAGUUCUUUUGGAAGGAUUCCUUGAAAGUUUGACGUUGUUAAUAAGAUGUGCAAUGUUACUAUUUACACCCAGAGGCUUGCGUUACUUGGUUUCUCUGAAUCUGAAGGUGGGGUUCAGUCGUGAUCUGGGUUUUGGCUGGGACGUGAUGUUCACGUCCCAAUCAAAUCCGUUUACCAUUUCUGUUUUCCUAUCAUAACGCCUACUGGCUACAGGCAAUGUGCUCAGAAACUGAGUAUGCGAUAAUGCUUAUGGGCAGGUGGAUAAUGAUUUGGUUUGCAGUAGCUUGAAUUUGAUUAACAUGACUCAUCUGAACUGAGCGUAAAUGAAUUGAUUUGUAUUCUAAAA
This is a messenger RNA of Linum tenue, 2245 nucleotides long. The record is from the annotation of a GenBank genome assembly. Lineage: Eukaryota; Viridiplantae; Streptophyta; Magnoliopsida; Malpighiales; Linaceae.